AUGUCAGACUUUCCUACAUCUGCUGCUAUUUCUUCAAACGAUGUGGCAGUCUCUCAAAGUAACCUUACGAAGGAUACAUCAUCUCUGUCAAAACCUAACCAUUUACCAAAAUAUAUGGGCUAUUCUAGGUCACAUCCUGAUGCCAUGUCAAGUGAACUACUUCAGAAAGACUUAAAAUCUUCCAUCUUGAGUGAAAUGAAAAAUGACGCUGAUUUCCAUUUAGGGGCUUUAUUAAGGAAAGGUGGACUUGAAAGUUUGGAGAGCAUUGUGAGGAUAAAGGACGCAGAAACCAGAAUGUUCCAAACCAAGGCAGAUGAAGCAAGAAGAGAGGCAGAAGGGUUUGAGAGGAUGAUCAGGACGAAGACUGCGCAGAUGGAAGAAGAGUAUGCUGAAAAGCUUUCCAAACUCUCCUUGCACGAGACAGAGGAAACGCAGACGAAGAAAAUGGAUGAACUAAAAGUCUUGGAAAAUUCCUAUUUUGAUUACUAUAAAAUGAAAAAGAGAAUGCAAGAAGAGAUUGAUGGUUUGUUGCGGAGAAUGGAGGCAACAAAGCAGCAAUGGGUUUAG
This is a messenger RNA of Sphenostylis stenocarpa, 567 nucleotides long. The record is from the annotation of a GenBank genome assembly. Lineage: Eukaryota; Viridiplantae; Streptophyta; Magnoliopsida; Fabales; Fabaceae.